Messenger RNA from Theileria orientalis strain Shintoku, 873 nucleotides. RefSeq lists its product as uncharacterized. Gene Ontology annotation, cellular component: Golgi apparatus; endoplasmic reticulum. The record is from RefSeq and is a predicted model, not a curated record. Lineage: Eukaryota; Apicomplexa; Aconoidasida; Piroplasmida; Theileriidae. The transcript has a single exon. Bases 1 to 873 code for a protein of 290 amino acids. Gene Ontology annotation, molecular function: protein-cysteine S-palmitoyltransferase activity. Gene Ontology annotation, biological process: protein targeting to membrane; peptidyl-L-cysteine S-palmitoylation.
AUGGCUAACUUGUGGAUAUUUAGAUUUAAAAAGUAUAUUGUGCCCACAGGCACAUUCCUGUUGGCGUUUGCGCCCUUCGUGUUUUUUUUGACCUACCAUUUUAAGUUUUACGUGCAGAGGAAUUUGGUGGUUGUGGCCGUGAUUCAGGUUUUACUCGGCAUUGUCACACUCGUUCUGUUUAUCGCAACCUCAGUGUCCAGACCGGGCUACGUGAAGAGGCUGGACUACCCGAACCGCGUGUUCGACCCGCUGAAGAAGUCGUUCAGAACCACGAACCCGCUCCGCUUUGUGGACGUCACGAUAAACGGGCAGACGAUGAAGCUGAAAUACUGUCUGACCUGCCACAUUUACAGGCCUCCCAGGGCCGUGCACUGCUCAGACUGUGACAGGUGCAUUCUCAAGUUCGACCACCACUGCCCUUACGUCUCAAACUGCAUUGGCUACUACAACUACAAUAUAUUUUUGGCCUUCACGCUGUGCUGCUGUGUGUACUUCUUUUUCCUUUUCGGCGUUUUCGUUUUCAGGUCGGUCGAGUUCUUUCCGAGGUUUCCUAAGAACUUGCACGAGAAGCCUGUUGAUAUUGUAGGCACCAUUGUCUUCAUGAUUGAAGUUUUCCUGAGUGUUUGGGUCAUCUUCGGUCUCUACGUCUUCCACAUUUUCAUUAUUGGCUACAACAUGAGCACCUAUGAUAAGCUGAAGGAGCACUUCGAGGACUUUAACCCUUUCGACAGGGGUUUGCUGAACAAUUGCAAGAGUGUGUUUUUAUACACCCCCAAGCGGCUCCUCGACAGGGGCGAGACUGUGUACACCCCCAAUGCUAUGUACGCAAUUCCACAGGAGAAAAGACCCACAGGGGAUCUCGAAUCUUUAUAA